CUGCACUCAGCGUAAUAACCAACCAACCAACGUGUUGGCAAGUACCGAGGUUUGCGUUGACUGACAAAAGUUACAACCAAUGAGCCAACCGAUGCCACCUUCCAUCCCUGCAGACGGAGCGCAAUAUAGCCACCCACCUCAGAGGCAUCCGAUGACAAUUCGUUUCCGCGUUCUCUGAGAUUGACAGGAGACUCACCCAAUUAAGAAGGGAGCUGUCCGGGCCCAACCUGAUACGGACACCAAUAGCUUUUCGUCUUUGCGUGGAGGAGGCGGGGCUAACGCAGAGUGACGUCAAUCCCAAAUUCUCAUCCUGAAAGUGGUUUUGGAAUUUCGGUGCGGUGAGCAUACAGGAAAGCGAUGUCCAGAUCGUGAAAGAGAGAGAGUUUAAAGGAUCAGCAGAAGUGGUAACUGGACUGUGACAUCAGCAGGAAGGCUCACCCUGUCUGCUAACCAUGGCGGGCUUCAGGCAGGAGGAUGUGGAGGUCUUCUACGACAUGGGCGAGGAGCUGGGGAGCGGGCAGUUCGCCAUCGUGCGCAAGUGCCGAGAGAAGCGCACCGGCGCCGAGUACGCCGCCAAGUUCAUCAAGAAGCGGCGCCUGUCCUCCAGCCGGCGGGGCGUGAGCCGCGAGGAGAUCGAGCGGGAGGUCAACAUCCUGCGCGAGAUCCAGCACCCCAACAUCAUCACGCUGCACGACAUCUUUGAGAACAAGACCGACGUCGUCAUCAUCCUGGAGCUCGUCUCCGGCGGCGAGCUCUUCGACUUCCUGGCCGAGAAGGAGUCCUUGACUGAGGAGGAGGCCACGCAGUUCCUCAAGCAGAUCCUGGACGGCGUCCACUACCUGCAUUCCAAACGGAUCGCUCACUUUGACCUCAAGCCUGAGAACAUCAUGCUGCUGGACAAAAAUGUUCCCAAUCCCAGGAUCAAGCUGAUUGACUUUGGGAUCGCACAUCAGAUCAAGGCAGGGAAUGAGUUCAAGAACAUCUUUGGCACACCUGAGUUUGUAGCUCCAGAAAUAGUGAACUAUGAACCUCUUGGUUUGGAGGCAGACAUGUGGAGUAUUGGGGUGAUUACCUACAUCCUGCUCAGCGGAGCCUCCCCGUUUCUGGGAGAGACCAAGCAGGAGACGCUGACCAACAUCUCCGCGGUCAACUACGACUUCGACGAGGAGUACUUCAGCAACACCAGCGAGCUGGCCAAGGACUUCAUCCGCAGGCUCCUGGUCAAGGAUCCAAAGAAGAGAAUGACAAUCGAAGACAGUCUGGAGCAUCCUUGGAUUAAGGUGAUCAAGCGGCGCAACGUGAGGCAGGAGGACAACAGCAGGAAGCCAGAGCGCCGGCGCCUGAAGACCACGAGGCUGAAGGAGUACACCAUCAAGUCCCACUCCAGCAUGCCGCCCAACAACACCUACAUCAACUUCGAGCGCUUCUCCCAGGUCCUGGAGGAGAUCGCCGCCGCCGAGGAGGGGCUGAAGGAGCUGGCGCGCAACCAGCGCUCCUGCCGCGAGGACGUGGCCGCCCUGCUGUCCAUCUACGAGGAGAAGGAGAGCUGGUACAAGGAGGAGAACGAGAGCAUCGAGGAGGACCUGGGCCACAUCCGCCAGGAGCUGCAGCGCGCCCAGGCCCGGCGGCGGCAGAGCCAGGAGGAGACGCGGGCCGCCCUGACGGCCGCCAACGCCCUCAAGCGCCGCUUCGGGCGCCUGGAGAACCGCUACGAGGUGCUGGCUGAGCAGGUGGCCUCCGAGGUGCGCUGGGUGGAGGACCUGGUGCGCUCCAUGGCUCCAGAGAAAGCCCAGGGCACCGUUCUGCGCUGAGCAAGGGCCCUCUCUUCCCCCGCUGCCCACAGGCUGCUUUUCGCCUUGUAUCUUCACUUCAUCAGCGGUUUAAACUCUGGGGGAGCGUGGGGGGGAGUUAUGGUCUCAUCACCAUCACAGACCUCCUGUUCCGUUCCGUUCUGUCAAAGUAUUUUGGCACUACCAGCUCACCCAUUUGGUUGAUCCUUAUUUAAAGAGCUGGUUGUACCAAAGACCAGGAGUGGAGCAAACUGGAGGGUCCAAAAUAUCCGACACUCAAGCCCUGAUUAACCGUGAUGGUUUCUAAACACAAAGGCUGGGACUGGCCACCUCCGGGCAGAGGGCUCCUGUUAUGUUGUAGCUCGGAGGCUCAUUCAGUGGCACAAUGCAAAGCAAUCUGUGCAAAAAUGUCAGACAGCAAUCUAAAUUCCGUUUUUCCCCUUUCACAUUUAUUUAAUCAUCCUCCUCCAGGUGUGUGGUUUGAUAGGUUUAAAUAUGGAAUCGGAGCAAAUGGGAAAGUUGAGGGGGCUGACUAUUAUGAGAAGUACAGUAUGUACCAUUUCCACACAGUAGGAUCUGUAGCCUAUCAUGAAGACUAGUGGGGCUCUGGGAGGAACCCACACAUGAUAAUUUGAGCUGCUGGGGUUUGGAAUGAUGGCGACUGCAGACUGAGACUGCUUCUCAGACUCGUUUUAGUUUAAAGCCUUUAACUUGGCUACUGAAAUUCUUCAUGCUCUCAAAUUACUGUCUUGUGGAUUUUUUUUUUAAUUGUCUGUGAAGUGCCUGUUGAGGAAACCUGGAUUGUUAGGAGCAGGAAUUGUGCAAAACAGGCCACACAACCACCUGGUGCUUUUUUAUUUUGCAGUGUUCAUGUUUUUAUGAACCCUUGGCGUUUUGUAUUUCCAGUAAAUCCUCAUUGUAUCAUCUUGUGAAUUUAUUUUACAUAUAAGCUUUUAAUGCAUUUUAGGAGACUUGUAUUCUUUUGUACAGAUUAACAAAGUAUAAAUGCCAGAAAGCUUAGGGCUGUUGUGGAAUUAGUUUAGUAUCUACUCUGCCCUGUAGCGGUAGUACUGUACUUUUGUAUCAUACAGGGGUCUGCAGCAUCUUAUUUGUAGAUUGUGAGUUGUCUUCCAAUCAUGUAAACCUCUAAGGUGUUUUUCAUGGUUACAAAUGAAUCUCUGCAAGCCGCCUUUCAGUAUAAGUCAAGUUAUACAGGUUUAAUUACAAGCAUUUAUUGUGUUUUAUGUUUUACAUGUUAUUUUAGUACCAGACAAUACCAGAUGCUGGCAAUUUAUUACUGGAUUAAUGCGUAUAGUAUAGUUUCCUAAUUCUGUUUCCAUCUGAUAAUGAGGUAGAGGAUGAAGGCAAAGACAUUAAGCAUUACUCACUCCUGUUGGCAUUUCCUGCUUGGUUCCUGGUUUCCUGCUAUACCAAGAUUUGGGUCAGGAGUUGGGUUUAGGGCUAUAGUUCUUUCCAUUCACAUUUACUACUGUAAUACAGCCCACACUUUGUGUUCAUAUAACGUAGCUUACAUGGAAUGCCUUUUUCUAACUCCUCAUUGUAAUGUGUACUGUUUUUACGUUUCUCCAAGAACUAAAGAGUGCGUUAUGUAGCAAAAUCCAAACACUUUUUCCAGUUUCAGCCAUAUCUGAAAGGUUGAAAUCCAUGCUAAACUGAAUAUGAUUCCAGACUCCUAAUGCUCAUCACUUCCUCACGGUUCAAGUCCCUGCCCACCUCUUGCUUUUCAAUCUGGGCAUCCUUGGAUUAUUGAUUAUUGGUGCACCCAGCACUGGAAAGGGAUUAAGAGUUGAGCUUUGCUACAACUAGGAUAGGGUUAUCUAUUUUUGUUACACAGAAUGCAAUGUACUUAAGGAAGUGUUGCUUGAAAUUCGUCCUGUUAACUAGUUUUCUUAUCGAUGCAUGCUGUGGUAGAAUACAAUAGAAGUCAAGGAUGUAUGGAAAGAUUGGCACAGAACUGGUUAAAUUGGUGCCAUAAAAUAAUGAACAUCACUGGACCACUCCACAGUCUGUACACAUACUCACACACACUGCAAUUCCAGUGUAGAAACACAGUGCUGUGGUGUAACUUCCGAAGAAGACUGAAGUUCCACAGGUGUGGAGGGAUAAUCUGUUUGCACAGUUUGAGGAAGGAUGGUUAAGGAGGUGUUGUUUUGUCUCCAAUGUUAAAUCGAGCUCAUUGCCUGUACUGUGUCCCUGUGCUGAGCCACAAGGUUAAAGUUAAAAAGAAGUUUUCUUUCAUGCAUAUAGGGACAACAGAGAAGGUGAAAAUGAACUCAGUUUAAAGUUAUUUUGAUGUUUGCAAGCUUUGUAAUUUAAAAUGCUUUGUUGCAUAGGCAGUAUCAGUACACGUCUCUCACACGCUGGCUCUGAUAGACCUUUUCUCCUUAUUUAUUUCUGGCAAGCAAUUAAAGGCUAUUACUGCACCUGUGCAAAUUACAUACUUAACAGUAUGCAUGCGCUUUUUUCCACUGUCAGAGGAGCCAACUUCCUCUGUAGCUGUUGCCUUGUUUUGCAUUAUUGUUCUCUUUAAAGUGACUUAUCACAGAACCUUGCUUGUCAUUCCAUGUGUUAAAAACACAGUCUUAAUUUUGCUAUGUACCAUUCCUUCUUAAAAGAUCAUUAACAUGACAUAGAUAUAAUCGAAAUGUAUCCUCAUUUGCUCGUACAAAGAAUGUAUUUUAUGCCUUUUCCUUUUAUAAUGUUUAUUCAUUAUCUCUGAACUAGAUUAUUUUGUUGUUGUGUUUUCUAAAAUAAAAUUGA
Lepisosteus oculatus (spotted gar) is the source of this 4571-nucleotide messenger RNA. RefSeq names its product death-associated protein kinase 3 (gene dapk3). Gene Ontology annotation, molecular function: protein serine/threonine kinase activity; ATP binding. NCBI's taxonomy places the organism in Eukaryota, Metazoa, Chordata, Actinopteri, Semionotiformes, Lepisosteidae. The record is from RefSeq and is a predicted model, not a curated record. Gene Ontology annotation, cellular component: cytoplasm; nucleus. Gene Ontology annotation, biological process: positive regulation of apoptotic process; protein phosphorylation; intracellular signal transduction.